Callorhinchus milii (elephant shark) is the source of this 1568-nucleotide messenger RNA. It is a transcript of the gene fscn2b, whose product is annotated as fascin actin-bundling protein 2b, retinal. Gene Ontology annotation, cellular component: actin cytoskeleton; cytoplasm. Gene Ontology annotation, biological process: cell migration; actin filament bundle assembly; establishment or maintenance of cell polarity. Gene Ontology annotation, molecular function: protein-macromolecule adaptor activity; actin filament binding. Bases 1 to 1476 code for a protein of 491 amino acids. The record is from RefSeq and is a predicted model, not a curated record. The transcript is spliced from 5 exons. NCBI's taxonomy places the organism in Eukaryota, Metazoa, Chordata, Chondrichthyes, Chimaeriformes, Callorhinchidae.
AUGCCCUCCAACGGGACCCACCAAGCUUUAAAGAUCCAAUUUGGCUUGAUUAACAGUAAUAACAAGUACUUGACAGCAGAAGCUUUUGGUUUCAAAGUCAACGCAUCUGGAGGCAGCCUAAAGAAGAAGCAGAUCUGGAUGCUGGAGCAAGAUGAAGGAGACAACUCUGUGGUGUUCUUCAAGAGCCACUUGGGUCGCUAUCUGUUGGCUAAUAAGGAUGGCAAUGUGUCAUGUGAGUCUGAGAAACCUGACAUUGAUUGCAGGUUCUUGGUCAUUGCCCACGGUGAUGGCAGAUGGACUCUACAGUCUGAACCCCACAAGCGUUACUUUGGGGGAUCAGAAGAUCAUCUCUCGUGUUUUGCCCAGACCAUUACCGAGUCGGAACUUUGGGCUGUCCACCUGGCCAUCCACCCUCAAGCCAACCUCCUGAGCAUCAGUCGGAAAAGGUACACCCACCUCUCGGUCCAAGAAGACGAGCUCUCUGUUGACAGUAACAUUCCUUGGGGGGUGGAUGCUCUCAUCACGCUGAUCUAUCAGGAGAAAAGGUAUAGCAUCCAGACUUGUGAUAAGAGAUUUCUCAGGAAUGAUGGAAAGCUGAUCAAGGAGCCUGGUGAGAGUACAAGUUACACCUUGGAGUUUAAAGCUGGGAAGAUUGCCUUCAAGGAUCAUGAGGGGAAGUAUCUGAGUGCAAUAGGUCCCACGGGAACCCUAAGAUCUGGACGAAACUCCAAACCUGGCAAAGAUGACCUCUUUGAUUUGGAGCAGAGUCACCCUCAAGUGGUUUUACAAGCUUCUAAUGGACGUCUCGUGUCCAUCAGACAAGGUAUGGAUAUCUCAGCUAAUCAGGACGAGGUGACGCAUCAUGAAACAUACCAGAUGGAAAUUGACAAAGAAACUAAAAAAUGCAUCUUCCGUACACACACUGGAAAGUUUUGGACCUUGGUAGCCCAUGGGGGAAUCCAGUCCACAGCCACUGAAGUAGAUGCCAACAGUAUGUUUGAAAUAGAAUGGCGUGGACGACGAGUAGCACUCAAGGCUAACAAUGGCAAAUACAUUUACACGAAGAAAAACGGACAGCUUGCAUCAGUGAGUGAUUCACCAGGUGAAGAUGAGGAGUUUGUACUGAGACUGAUUAAUAGGCCAAUCUUGGUAUUACGAGGAAGCCAUGGGUUUGUCUGCUACCAUAAAAGUUCCAACACACUGGAUGCCAAUCGGUCAGUUUACGAUGUCUUUCAACUCAUCUUUGACAAUGGGGGCUACCACAUUAAAGGCUCCAAUGGAAAAUUCUGGUACAUAUCCAGCAAUGGGACAGUCUGUACUGACGGCGACAUGCCCGAAGAUUUUUACUUUGAAUUCCGAGAUCACGGUCGAAUGGCCAUCAAAGCAAAGAAUGAAAAGUACCUGCGAAGCGACCAGGCAGGUGUACUCAAACCAGACGCAGUUGAUGUGGACAGUUCGACACUGUGGGAAUUUUAACAUCGGUGACUAGGUAGAUCAUGCGAAUUCCAGCUGUAUUUCUUUACCAACGUUGAACAACGUGAACAACAUGUAGAGUUAAACUGUAGGAC